GGCGCGUAAACCGAACUCUGUUGUUGUUAGCCGCUACAGCUAACAACAACGAACUUCAAACUUUUACACUUUACAUUUUAUUUAAUUGUUUAUAUGAAUAUACAGCUUGGCUCCGCUUUAGUACGGACUUUUGUGUCGCUGGGUUUGGACUGUGAUUACUGUAAAGAUGACCUCUGCUCUGUCUGAUCCCACCCUGGAGAGGCAUUUUAGGGGCCACAGGGACACAGUGACAAGUGUAGACUUCAGCGCCACUAUGAAACAAAUUGCCACAGGCUCCGCUGACUCCUGUGUGAUGAUAUGGAACAUGAAGCCUCAGAGUCGAGCCUAUCGUUUUGAUGGGCACAAAGAGGCUGUGACAUCAGUACAGUUUUCUCCAUCAGGACAUCUGGUAGCUUCUGCGUCUCGAGACAAGAGUGUACGACUAUGGGUGCCCAGCCUGAAAGCCGAAUCCACAGUGUUCAAAGCUCACACGGCCACAGUCCGAAGUGUGAGUUUUUCUGGAGAUGGACAGAAUCUGGUCACAGCCUCAGACGACAAAACAGUCAAAGUUUGGACAGUUCACCGACAAAAGUUUCUUUUCUCUCUAAAUCAACACAUUAACUGGGUCCGCUGUGCCAGGUUUUCUCCAGAUGACCGCUUGAUUGUUUCAACCAGUGAUGAUAAAACAAUAAAAUUAUGGGACAAAAACAGCAGAGAAUGCAUUCACUCCUUUUAUGAAUAUGCUGGAUAUUCAAACCAUGUAGACUUUCAUCCGAGUGGCACCUGUAUCGCUGCAGCUAGUACUGACAACUCUGUGAAAGUCUGGGACAUCAGGUCUCAUAAGAUGCUACAACAUUAUCAAGUGCACAGCGGUGUAGUGAACAGUUUGUCGUUCCAUCCAAAUGGUAAUUUCCUUAUAACUGCGUCUAGUGACUCCACACUGAAGAUUCUGGACCUGCUGGAGGGAAAACUUCUGUACACGCUUCAUGGACAUCAGGGUCCUGCAACCUGCGUGGCGUUUUCCAAAAAUGGCGAGUACUUUGCUUCUGGUGGCAAUGACGAACAGCUGCUGGUGUGGAAGACAAACUUUGACGUGUGUGACUUUGUAGACAGCAGGGGGCAGCAAGUUGGGAGCAGCUCUGGACCUGAAGCUCCAUGUUCUCACAUCACAGUUAGCACAGAGUCAGCACCACAGAACCAGACUUCAGAAGCAGUAACAGGGAUCAGUAGCAGACUCCCAUUCCUUCAAUCACAAUGGCCGAUCGAGACCCCCCAAACCCACAGAAAACCCAGCCUGACCUCCUCCACCUCUCACCGGCCCACCUCCAAGUCCAGCGCUCCUCCCUCACACCCACAGGAGCCGGCCGCAGAGGGGGGCUUGACCACCACCCUAGAGCACAUUAUAGGUCAGCUGGAUAUCCUCACCCAGACAGUUUCGAUCCUGGAGGAGCGCCUCACUCUGACCGAGGACAAACUGAAGGAGUGUUUGGAAAACCAGAUGGAGCUGAGCGAACUACUGCAGAGGAGGCAUCAGGACUGAAACUUU
Messenger RNA from Periophthalmus magnuspinnatus, 1525 nucleotides. It is a transcript of the gene poc1a, whose product is annotated as POC1 centriolar protein A. Gene Ontology annotation, cellular component: centriole; ciliary basal body. Gene Ontology annotation, biological process: cilium assembly. NCBI's taxonomy places the organism in Eukaryota, Metazoa, Chordata, Actinopteri, Gobiiformes, Gobiidae. Gene Ontology annotation, molecular function: protein binding. The record is from RefSeq and is a predicted model, not a curated record.